UUCAAAAUCCCCCCAAAUCCUCUCAAUUUUCGAAAAUCCUCACACACACAAAAAAAAAAUGGCAGGAAGAGGGAAAUCACUAGGAGGAUCUGCAGGAGUAGCCAAGAAAGCUACGUCAAGAAGUAGCAAAGCCGGUCUUCAGUUUCCCGUCGGUCGUAUCGCUCGUUUUCUCAAAGCCGGCAAAUACUCCGAACGUAUCGGUGGCGGCGCUCCGGUCUAUCUCGCCGCCGUCCUUGAAUACCUCGCUGCUGAGGUGCUUGAAUUGGCUGGAAAUGCAGCAAGGGACAACAAGAAAACAAGGAUUGUGCCCAGACACAUUCAGUUAGCUGUAAGGAACGACGAAGAACUGAGCAAGCUUCUUGGUGAUGUGACGAUUGCUAACGGCGGUGUCAUGCCAAACAUUCACAACCUUCUUCUUCCAAAGAAAGCUGGUGGUUCUUCAAAAGUGUCCGUUGAUGAAGAUUAGAGGUUUUUAGGUAUCUGUCGUUGAAGUGUUCUACUUUCGUAUCGACUUUAGAGUUUGUGUUUGUUUUAGUAGGGAGUGUAAUCAGAGGAUGUUGAUUAAGCUUAGUUUAAUGUGUUCAUAUAUGAUGUGUUAUUUCAUCUUAAUCAAAAGAAAUCUUGCUUUAA
Messenger RNA from Erigeron canadensis, 630 nucleotides. Its product is annotated as histone H2A.6-like. Gene Ontology annotation, molecular function: DNA binding; protein heterodimerization activity; structural constituent of chromatin. The record is from RefSeq and is a predicted model, not a curated record. NCBI's taxonomy places the organism in Eukaryota, Viridiplantae, Streptophyta, Magnoliopsida, Asterales, Asteraceae. The transcript has 2 exons. Gene Ontology annotation, cellular component: nucleosome. The coding region runs from base 59 to 466 and encodes 135 amino acids.